This is a messenger RNA of Camellia sinensis, 569 nucleotides long. NCBI's taxonomy places the organism in Eukaryota, Viridiplantae, Streptophyta, Magnoliopsida, Ericales, Theaceae. The record is from RefSeq and is a predicted model, not a curated record.
GGUCCAUAAUGACUUCUAAUCAGCUGUCUAAUCACAAGCCUUACCCAAUGUGUAUUGUGGUUUGUCCCACAAUAAACUCUCUUACAAGCUGGUCAUGUAUCUGUCAUCUUGGCACCAUAUCUCUCAAUUUUGUCCGUGGAUUAUCAAGGGAAAUAGGCUUUUAUGGUGGCAUGUAGCAUUUUGAAAGCAACAAUAUGUAUAACAUCUACGUUCCCAAUCCUGUCUUGGUCAUAAUUGAUGUCGAGCCUAAGGAGAUGGGAAUUCCAACUAAAGCUUACUAUGCUGUUGAAGAGGUUAAAGAGAAUGCUACUCAGAAAAGCCAGAAGGUAUUUGUGCAUGUGCCUUCAGAAAUUGCCGCUCAUGAUGUUCAUAAAUUGCUGUUCUGUUGUUUGAUUCUCCUCUUGAGCUCCGUUCUGUUCCUCACUGUCACCAUGAGAUUGCCGAUCUUCAAGAAAAUCAAAGGUGUUUACUUGAAAGAAUUCUCUGCUGGAGAAGGUGUGAAUGGAGUUAACUUGUUGCUUGUACUUGAUAAGAUCUUGGUUCGUUUAGUGGAUAAAAUUCUAUUUUAG